Messenger RNA from Rhodotorula toruloides NP11, 765 nucleotides. Its product is annotated as zinc finger, MYND-type domain containing protein. The record is from RefSeq and is a predicted model, not a curated record. Bases 1 to 765 code for a protein of 254 amino acids. The transcript is spliced from 3 exons. Lineage: Eukaryota; Fungi; Basidiomycota; Microbotryomycetes; Sporidiobolales; Sporidiobolaceae.
AUGGCGCCUGGGACAGCCGGCUGCCUCGUCUGCAGCACUGCGACCGAGAACUGCUGCUCUGCCUGUCGCAAGGCAGGCAUCGAGCUUCGCUUCUGCUCGGCGGAGUGCCAGAAACGAGUCUGGAAGUAUCACAAACGGAUUUGCGGUCCUCGUUCCAAUCCCUGCCUCUGGCCACCCUUGACGCAAGAAGAAGCGGACGACGCCCUAGCGCACCUCGACUGGCGAGUUCAAGACCCCGACCAUCCGGACUUCCCUUCGCUCGCAAUGCACUUCAACGACCGCUUCUCCACACCUCGAGACAAACUCAAGAACAAUGUCAUCCCCAACCUCACCGAAGCACGACAAGCCGAGUUCCCUCGAACGGAGCCGCUCGAUAUCGCUCUCACCGACCUCGUGACUGGCGAGCUGCGCGCUCUCGAGAUGCAGCGCAUGGACGACAUCCAGAUGAGGACGAUGCAGCCUCGUUCGACUGUCUGGCAAUACGCGUCGAUGCAGUGCCAGCCAUUGACUCGCCUCCCUCCGCCGCAAAUGCUCGAGCCGUGGCAGAGUCAGCUGCGGCAUCGCAUCGUCGUGAUUUGCGCGCUUCGGAAGGUGCAAGACGCAAACCGGUCGUUCUACAUCCGAACGGCUUGCAAGUCCUUCACCGACUGGGUAGCAGGAGAUCUCGCCAAGGAGCAGCCCGCGGCUGCCGCCGAGGUCAAGGAACGACUUCUCAACUUCCUCAUGUUGUGCUCGCUCGAGCAAAAUGGGCCUGCAAACGCUUGA